Messenger RNA from Parathielavia appendiculata, 582 nucleotides. RefSeq lists its product as uncharacterized. Gene Ontology annotation, molecular function: 2 iron, 2 sulfur cluster binding. Lineage: Eukaryota; Fungi; Ascomycota; Sordariomycetes; Sordariales; Chaetomiaceae. The record is from RefSeq and is a predicted model, not a curated record. The transcript has 2 exons. Bases 1 to 582 code for a protein of 193 amino acids.
AUGAACACUUUCUUGAAUCCGUUCCGGGCGCCAUCUCGAAACGAAGCAGAGUGGUUCUCGGCCGGUGUCGCCUCUUCCUUCCCAGAUGUUGGCCUCGAUGAGACGGGGACGGAAAGCGAGUCAAGCAAUCCCAAACUCUGCGGAAUUCGUGGGCCGGAUGCCAAACCAGGUUGCAAAGUCUUCCAUGUUCCCAAAACGAACGCUCCUCAACGGGCCGAAAUCGAGGUUGUAGGAGACGACUUGGCGGCGCAGGACUUGACAGACCAGGUUCUCGUCUUUCAGUAUCGCGGCAAAUUCCAUGCAAUUGAUCAUGCAAGUGCGGUGGCUGACGUGACCCAGCAAUGCCCUCAUUCUUCAUAUCCGCUGUCGCAGGGCAUCCCGUUCGACAUCGAGGACUUCGGCAUCGUCCUCAGCGCGGGGCUGACGUGUCCAAAACAUAACUGGUCAUUUGACUUGUUUUCGGGCAGGGCGGAUCGCGGCAACUACAAGCUCAAAGUUUGGGAGGUUCAGCUGCGCGACAUCGUUGGGACGCAGAUCGAUGACAAAGAGGUGUGGGUGCGAAGGAAGCCCAGGAUUGGGUGA